UCACUGACGUUACGUAGGAAGCAGAAGUGAGUCGUCGUCGCUGAAGUUUGGACCGUCAUGGCGCUGGGAGACUGUUGGAAGCAGCUGUCGUGGAUUUACUACCAGUAUCUGCUGGUGACGGCGCUCUACAUGCUGGAGCCGUGGGAGAGGACGGUGUUCAACUCUCUGCUGGUGUCUGUGGCGGCCAUGGCCGUGUACACGGGUUACGUCUUCAUGCCUCAGCACAUCAUGGCCAUCCUGCACUACUUCGAGGUCGUCCAGUGACACCAUGACUCCGCCCCCGUCCGCCCAGGGUCCAUCGCUGUCUUCAUGUCUGUCUGUUCCUCCUCCUCCUCCGUUCUAACGCUGAUGUGACGCCACGAUGGACGGACGUUUGUCCUUCCAGGUCAGAUGUCACUGGUCUGGUUUAGGUUUAAAGAGUUUUAUUCAGACGCAGGAAACCACAGAAGCUGACGGAGGAAGUGUUUUUGUUGCCUUUUUUUGAGCGGGAUCUGAUUGUUUUCUUAAAGUGACAGUAGCAGGAACAUUUCCACUCUUCAUCAUCACCCGCCGGCCUUUCUGCAGCUCGUCUGUGAAACACACGGACGCAGAAGAAUCCGUCCAACAUCGCAGGAGCUGAGACACAACACAACAGAAGCAGCUGCUUUAAAGGGACCGUUUUCUUUUCAGUGAGGUGAUGUGACGCAGUAACAAGACUCAGUGUAAGUCUACGAUGUCCACGUCUUUGUCUCGCUGUGAGACAGAAACUGAAGUUUGGAAACCACACACUCACUCACUCUCCCACACCAAAGUCCAUAGAGAAAAUCAGUGAUUUAACAUCACAACAAACUUGAGUUUCCUGUUGGAAAAGUCUGUCUCACAGUGAGACGAAGACGUGAACAUGGUCUUAAGACGUCGUAGACUUUAUUAGCAGAGUCUGUUGUCCCUGGUUACAGCCAUGUCUGUAACACACUGACUCUGUCCAAGAUCCUCGUUCUUUAAUAUGAGGACUUGAGCUCCUGUUGUUUUGCAUUCAUUCAUUCAUAACAUCAUAUUCAUGUUACCACCAGGCCGAUUACUUCCAUCAUUGAUUGUUAAUCAGUUCUUUGUUGUUUUUGGAAAUGUUGAUCGUUGUUUUCAAACUCUGAAAAUGAUGUCUGUCAAAAGCCACAAACCAAAAAAAAUUCACAUUUAAGAAGCUGAAAAUGACAGAGUAGAUUAUUAUAUAUAGAUAAUUAUUGAUGAAUGGGUUAUCAGAAUAAUCCAGACACAAACCAGACCAAUCUCUUUGUUUUUCUCCACCUCUGGUUGCUGUGACCUUUGAUGACCACAGGGGGCGCUCUCCUUGUUUUCUAACAGAACUGGAGGUGUUUACAGGUCUGAGCUGUAGGAAAUGAUAACAUGAGAUCAUGAAGUGUCACAACAGCAGCAGCUUUCAUUAUUAUUAUAAUAAAUAUUAGAAUUGUUGAUUAUUUUAAUGUAUUUUAUUUUGGUAAGUUUGUUAGGAAGUGGUGAAUCAGUGAAAAGACGAGCUGAUGACGGUGGAAUUGAAAGAAUGGUUCAUUUAAAGCUGCGACAGGAAUAUUUUCAUUGAUGAUGAAUUUUUCGGGAUUAUUUUUUGUGAUUCAAUCGAUUUUAGUUUAUUCUGUAAAAUGUCUGUUUUUAAUGGCCUGUUUAUGACUAACCUUGUGUAUGUCAUGACUCCGCCCCCUGCAGGGUCAGAGUGUGUGGGGGCGUGGCCUGUGUAUCUGUAGCUGCUCUAACGCCUCGUUUAAAAAAAAUCAUUCUAAUCAUAAACCACUCAAAGUUUCCUCUGCACAUAAAUAUAGAAUAAUUUAAAAAAACAACGUAAUCUUUUACGAUAUUUUCUGAUCCCUGGGAGACGUUUGUUUCGUGUACAUAAGCUUGUAAAGACAUUUGUAAAGUUUUUGUAGUCGGACAUGUUUGUUUGUGGCGCUGAAUGCUACUCCUAUCACUCAUUAAAGGGAUAUUUCACUCUGUUAUAAAG
Solea solea (common sole) is the source of this 1987-nucleotide messenger RNA. RefSeq names its product serine palmitoyltransferase, small subunit A (gene sptssa). The transcript has 2 exons. Gene Ontology annotation, cellular component: serine palmitoyltransferase complex. The record is from RefSeq and is a predicted model, not a curated record. The coding region runs from base 58 to 264 and encodes 68 amino acids. Gene Ontology annotation, biological process: ceramide biosynthetic process. Gene Ontology annotation, molecular function: serine C-palmitoyltransferase activity. Lineage: Eukaryota; Metazoa; Chordata; Actinopteri; Pleuronectiformes; Soleidae.